UUUUACAACAUCUAGAUUACUUAAUAGAUCUACCAUAGCUCUAUCACAACACAUACUAGAUCUACAACAACCUACUAGAUCUAUCACAACACCUGCGAGAUCUACUGCUAGAUUGAUACUAGAUUUAUAG
Dentiscutata heterogama is the source of this 130-nucleotide messenger RNA. Lineage: Eukaryota; Fungi; Glomeromycota; Glomeromycetes; Diversisporales; Gigasporaceae. The record is from the annotation of a GenBank genome assembly.